AGACAAAAUCACUCUUUUAUCUGAGCUUUUCUGACCUGCUCCUGGGAAUUUGCUGGCUCAUACAGGGACUUCUCUAUGGAACUUCAGCAGCCCACAAGGACAGCAUAUGCUAUAACCUACAGACAGUCGGGGAGCUUUUGGAGACAGGGUUUCUCUGUCUAUCCCUGGCUGUCCUAGUACUUGGUGUGUAGACCAAGCUGUCCUUGAACACAGAGAUCUGCCUGUUUCUGCCUCCUGAGUGCUAGGAUUAAAGGUGUGACGGACUUUUGUCAGUGGCUGUUGGGGAUUUGGACUUCCCUCCUUGGUAUGUAUGAUACUGUACAUUGCCUCACUCCUCUACACCGUCAAUUACAUCUGGUAUCUGUACUCAGAGCUGAGAAUGAAACACAGCCAAAGUGGACAGAGCACAGCUGCACAGUUGAUAGAUCAUACUUGCCAAAGUGGUAACAUAGUGUUCAUUUUGUCAAGCCUGAUACCUCUGCUGUUGAUGACACCUGUAUUUUGCCUGGGCAAUGUCAAUGGAUGUUUCCACAACUCUAGCCAGAGCCACAGGUGUGUCCUAAUGCACUCUCCACCCUCAGCCAUGAUUGAACUCCUGCCUUCCACCAACACAUCUGUCUGCAGCACACUGUAUUUUUAUGGCGUCACUGUUUUCCUGACCAGCUUUUUCUUCAGCCUCCUCAUCAUCACGGUCUUACUCCUCCAUGCCCAGACAUUGUAUAAGAAGUUUGUGAAAUCGACAGGUUUUCUGGAGAGUGAGCAGUGGGCAGUGAUUUACAUUGUGGGUCAGCGAGUUCGCUUCUUCCCGGUGGCCUUUGUAUGCUGUUGGGGCCCAGCUGUCACACUGCUAAUCAUAAAACUGGUCAAGCCACAGGAUACCUCAUUGCACAUGGCUUUCUCUGUGCUCCAGGCUCUCACAGCAGCAUCCCAGGGUCUGCUCAACUGUGGCAUAUAUGGCUGGACACAGUGCAAGUUCCAGCAGCUAAAGCGUGAGCUUCGCUGUGACGCAGACACCCAGACCCCAUUGCUGUGUUCACAGAAGAGAAUCUAUUGCAGGAGCCUAGCCCUAGGCCCACCGGACUCUUCUCUUACUUUUGCUCCCAGCUCUUCCACCAUUCUUUGAAACUAGAACAUCCGGGAAGGGAAUGUUUCAUGUGAGUGGACUCUGCAGGUCUGCAGGGAGCACCCCCAUUUCUUCUGGCCAUACCCCAGACUGAAGAACUGCAAGUGAAUGUAGGGCUGUGGUCAGUAGUGAUUCUGAGUGAAUUAAGAAGGAUCUCUCCAGUUGUUGGUUCAGAAAGAUAUGGCCACUUUCCAUCUAAGAGACUCAUUACUUUUUCAAAUACUAGAUUUAUUUACAUCUCUUCAAGAAAAAAUAAAUUUCAGGUUCAUAAA
Messenger RNA from Cricetulus griseus (Chinese hamster), 1395 nucleotides. The record is from RefSeq and is a predicted model, not a curated record. Lineage: Eukaryota; Metazoa; Chordata; Mammalia; Rodentia; Cricetidae.